Messenger RNA from Symsagittifera roscoffensis, 3228 nucleotides. RefSeq lists its product as uncharacterized. Gene Ontology annotation, biological process: lipid metabolic process. Bases 277 to 2919 code for a protein of 880 amino acids. The transcript is spliced from 2 exons. Lineage: Eukaryota; Metazoa; Xenacoelomorpha; Acoela; Convolutidae. The record is from RefSeq and is a predicted model, not a curated record.
CGUUUUUGUAAACAAUUCAUGAGAACUAACGAGUUAAAACGUGAAAAAUAAUUGAGGUUUUAAUACAUAAGCGUUUGUCUAUCACUGUUAGAGGCUGGCCAUCGAGUCAACUUUAAAAAAGCACGUUUAGUUGAUAUUGAGCCCCAAAUUGUAAUUAAACGAAAAAUACUCUGAUUUUCAAAUGGUGACAGACAGAAUUCAAAGAUCGACUAGAAAAUAUAUCCAAGAGUCCUUCAACAUCCUCAGUGAUCUUGAUCCUCAUUUUUAGUCCAAGAAAUGGAUAACGAAUUAACCAUCUACAGAGGUGACCUUGAAUCGCAUCCGAAGACUGUUCAAUAUGAAGAAAACAACACUUCACUCAAGCGUAAAAUUGCUAGAGCGUUUAGAGAAGAGAUUCCACCUGAAAGUUUGUAUGAGGUGACGGAACCCUCUGACAACACGGUUUCUGUCGUUCCCGUUUCCCUGCUAUCACCCGGUAGGACCUAUCUUUGGCCCUACACAGAAAAAUGGCAUGACAAGCUUUUGCUUCAAAAUGCUCUUUUUUCAUCGAAUGCAGCCUACCAAAAUGAACCAUUAAAGUAUUUACAAGGACAAGAAAAUAGACAAUUUCACGAAAUAACAAAGAUAAUUGCAGUAAAUAUAAGGCUCGGCAAGCAAGUAGCUUCAUUAUUCCUGGCAUCACGGGGAUUAAAAAAUACCCUAAUAGUGGCAUUUAGAGGUACAAGUUCGAAAGAAGAUGUGCAAUCCGACAUCGAGAUCGGAUUUUCAACUGAUAACAGACUUCAAGGACAAAUUCAUGGCGGAUUUUUAAGUCGAGCUCAAGAAGUCGCAGAGUCACUCGGAGUAAUAUUGAAUAUUGCCAAAGACAACAACGCGCGCCAGAUUCUCACUUGUGGGCACUCUCUUGGGGGAGCAGUCUCAUCAUUGGUACACAUGUUCCUGCUGUUUGAGCUUCAUAAUUCUGAACAGAACGAUAUCAACAUUUCGAAGGAGAAUGUUAUCAACAUAACAUUUGGAGCACCAAUGGUGGGUGACAGAGUGUUUGCCAACUCUGUCCGUGAAAGAGGCUUCACAGAGAACAUUUUUCAGUUUGCUUCUGCCUGGGAUGUAGUUCCUGUCAUCCUUUCUUUCGGUCAUUUCAAGGAGUUCUUACGAAAUGCUCCUGCAAGAACAUGCAAGGAAAAAGUCUUAAAAGCGCUCGGAGUUAUAGGCAGUCUUUUCUUCAAAAUCAGACCUACGGAAACCACGAAACUCUGCCUGGUGGUUCUGGGACUCGAAACCGAAGCGGAUAAAAUUAAGAAUGCAUUGGUCGUUCUGAAAAGUUGCAAAACAACUCUGCAAAGAAGUUUCGACGAAUCGCAUUACGUGCCAAUUGGAAAUUACCUUCGUAUCCGAGAAAAGGAAAUAACUCCUGUGGGCAACAAUGAAAAAAUCAUAGAGCUGUUGCUAAAAGAAGCUCUGCAAUCUGAAGACGUGAGUAUUUCUGAACUACAACAGGGACAUUUGCUCAAAAGUUACUUCAAUUGCAUCAAAAAUAUAAAGGAGUUCGUCACAUGUGACAAAAAUGAUAAAAUCUUAUUGGAUAAGACUACGGUAAUGAACUUCGUAGCAGAUGAUGGCUUGAGCUAUACUUUUGACAAGGCUUGCUCCUUCACUUGUGGGUAUGUUUACUGUUCAAAGCCUCUGUUCUUGAACAAUAAGACUGUGAAACUUUGUCUGGGCUGUAAAGACGACCCUCAGAUGUCGGAACAUGUUUUCCACACGACAUGCUGGGAGCAUUUACACAAGGAAAACGACCCCAAUAGAGGAAACCACGAAUGCACAACGAUAAAUUCGGAUGAUUUAGGAAACAUAGAUGGUCAGGAGAACUUCUUUUAUGACGAAAGUAAGUUCAUAAAAUCUUUGAAAUUAUACUUUUCAACUUUUAUCGUCGCAGGAAAUCAAAUAUACUGGGGUCCAACGUUUCACAGGAAACUUGUAAGAGCUGUUGGCGACUUUGACAAUUCUUUAAAUGAUCGGAAUGUUCUGGGACUCUAUGAAGAAAAGACAUGUACUGAUCAACAUGUUCUGAUCAACAAAACGGAGAAUCAACCAAACAAUGCAUUCCAAAACGGCUUGAAACUUGAAAGUUUGACAAUCAAAGUUACAAAUUUCAUUUCUAAAGUGAAAAGGCAGGAAAUUAUCACUGAGAAGUCUAUCGCAUUAUCAACUUUAUUUUGCUACAACUCGAUAUGUGAUCUUACAAGUUUUUACAAAGGAAAAAUUAACAAAACGGCAUAUGCUAAAUAUUUGACCGAGAACUUUGCAGCAAGUCUAAGUUCCGCAUUCUUCAGUUGGGGGGCGGAGUGUAUCAGUACCCAGAUACCGUUUCAAGUCGCAUACCCUCAUCAUACACCAUGGUUUUCUUACACUGUUUCCGCUUUUGGAAUUCCAUGCGGGUUCCUUGGCGGAGUUAUGGGCUACGUGUGGUUAAAAAAAAUCUCCGCACGUGCCGGUUGGAUCAAAACGGAAGAAGACAAAAUGAAAGCAGACAUUAUAGCUGACGCUCUGAACUUCUUGGAUGUUCCACUAUCCAACAACGAUUUUCGUAAGCUGACUAAAAGUGACGUCACAAAAUGCGCCAAAAAGAAAAGUCUCUUUUAUUACUCCGCUGCAAGUUCACCAGGAGCAACCGAGGAAGAAAGAAAUCAGAAUGAAGUUUUGAGGCAAAUGGUUCAAUUGUCUCAAAAGAUUCUGAUUAAGUUCUGCCAGGAUUCGCAAGUGCUGAGUAAUUGUGUGAUAAAACUCGUACAACCGAAAUCAAUGUUGCGCGAAGAUUUUCAGGUGCACAAGAUGAAGGAAAAACUCGACAAAUUAAACAAGUAUUGGGAAAAAAUCGGCUCUAAUAGAGUCAUACAACUUGCAGCAACCCAAAAUUGAAAAAAAGAGCGGCUAAAAUGUGACGAAGUAAGUAUAGUACAUUAAAUAACUGCACCAUCUAAAUAUCACUACUAAAUACGCUUGAUGCUUUUGUACAUAUCUUUUCAAUAAACAGCUUUUAAAAUUAUCGAAAGUAGCUCGUUUUAAAUAAAAUUAUCAAUGUGAUAACUAAGAAACACAUAAUCAUAAUGAUAUUUUACAUUCAAUGCAUUUAAUACAUUCAAGUAUACAUUCAAAAAACUACUUGUAUCAGGGCGAUGACCUGAAUGUUCCGACCGCCAUUAAACAUCUAUGGAGGAGUGCUCAAUU